AUGAAUAAUUUUCCUUCUACUAGUAAAUCUAAACAGAACGAUGACUUUGAGGACGAUGAAAUAUUUGAGGACUCGACUUUCUUGGCCGAAUUCAAUGAUUCCUCCAAACAAAUAUCCAAGUUUACUCAGAAUAACAUAAAUACUUCUUUGAAUAAAAGCGCCUUAAAUGUCAGUGCCCUGUGUUGUGAUGAAGAAAUCAGUGGAUAUGACAAACUUACAGGGAAAACAUGGAUUUACCCCACAAACUACCCAGUUCGGGAUUACCAGUUCAAUAUUAUUAGGGCUUCUAUCCUAAAGAAUACACUUGUCAGCCUACCAACUGGGCUUGGUAAGACCUUCAUAGCUGCAGUGAUUAUGUACAACUUUUACCGUUGGUAUCCUCUCGGUAAGAUCAUAUUCACUGCUCCAACCCGACCACUCGUGGCCCAGCAGAUAGAAGCAUGCUACAAUAUUAUUGCUAUACCACCCAAUGACAGUAUUGAAAUGACAGGUUACAUGCAAGUAAACCUAAGAAAACAACAUUGGCAGAAGAAAAGAGUGUUCUUUGCUACACCCCAAGUAAUUUAUAAUGAUAUGAAAACAGGUAUCUGUCCCUGUGACCAGAUUCGCUGUUUAGUUUUUGAUGAAGCACACAAAGCGCAAAGGAAUUAUGCAUACUGCCAGAUUAUAUCCACUUUAGAUGAUUUGGGACUUAAAACUUAUAGAGUUUUGGCAUUAUCAGCUACACCUGGCAGUAAGGUUGAUGAUGUUUCCAAUGUAGUCAAGAACCUUCACAUAGCUCACUUGGAGCUUAGAACGGAAGAAUGCCUAGACGUAGCGCGAUAUAGUCACGCGCGCAAGAUAAACACGGUGGUCAUCCAGCUGGACACGCAACUUACGCAGUUAAGACAACAGUACAUAGAGAUAUUAGAUGGAUAUGCAAGGAGGUUAAAACAAAUGAACAUUUUGCCGACCAAUCUAGGAAACUUAUCGAAAGGUCGGAUAGUGAUGCUUUACAAAGAAUUUCAGAAUAAGGAUCGAAGUGCAAGGCACCCCCAACACAACUACAUAAUGAAAGACUUCACAAUCCUGAUUGCAUUAUACCACGGCUUAGAACUACUUGUUCAGCAAGGCUCGCGAGUAUUCCUCAACUUCUUCAACGAUCACCCAGAAAAGUCCUGGAUCCAGUCCGAUGAUCAGCUAACAGCGUUCCUAGAGAGAUUACGUGAUGACUUGGGAGUCAAUCCUUUAUCAUUAGACCGGAGUAUACUGCCUGAUGGGACUGUGCCUGAGAUUCCAAAGGAUUUGUGUUUCGGACACCCUAAGUUUCAUAAACUGAAAGAAAUAAUGAUGUACCACUUUACAAAGUCACAGCAUAACAAGCAAGACACUCGAGCCAUAGUGUUCUGCGAGUACCGUGAGAGUGUGAACCUGGUUCACUGCCUGCUGCUGCAGUGUCGGCCGCUCAUCAAGCCGCAAAUGUUUGUCGGACAAGGCGCUUCAGGCAAGGACGGUAAAGCAGUAGUUUCUCAGAAGCAACAAGUGCGCGUCAUGAACAGCUUCCGUAAGGGCGAGUGCAACGUGUUGGUGGCCACGUGUGUCGCCGAGGAGGGGCUGGACGUGGGCUCCGUCGACCUCAUCGUGUGCUUCGAUAUCUCUACCAAGUCACCCGUGCGACUUGUACAACGAUGUGGUCGUACUGGGCGGGAGCGCGGCGGACAAGUAUUCAUCCUAGUCACAGAGGGUAAAGAACAACAGACGUUAACGGAAUGCAUGCGGCAAAGAGAUGGGCUCAAUAAAAAGAUUUUACAAUCAGAAGAUAUAAAGAACAACCUGUAUAAGUUGAACCCUCGCAUGAUGCCUCACGACUUUAUGCCCGAGUGCCAGAAGAUGUACAUUACUGUGGAAAAGAAACAGGAGCCCAAGGACAAGGGGAAGGAAGUUAUUGAGAAGUCUAAAAAGAACCAAAAAGACUUAAGAAGUAUGCUAUUUAAACAAGGUCCUUCAAGAAGUUCUACUUCGACAGUCAAGGAAGCGAACAGCAACAGUUUUAUAACAGAAAACGAGUUCAAUGACUUAUUCCCCGAUGGGUACUCUGAAAAACAGUUAUUUGUCCCACAGAAGGAGUAUUGGGCUAUGAGUAAAGAAACCCUUAACGAUGCACACAAUUUAGAAGACAAUGGUUUAAAAUUAAGUAAGUGGUUGGAUUGGCAAAGGAGGUUAGAUAGGACAGUUAAUGUACAUCACUCGAAGGAUUCAGAAAUAUUAACAGAAUUGUUACAGUAUUGUGAUGCCAAGAGAUUUGAUAUGCCGGCGUCGACACAGAACCCUAGUUUCCCAAGCCAGGAAUUACCUACACAGCGAAUUAUAUUCAAUUCUCCAUUAAAAACAAAACAACCCAAAAAGAAGCAAAAAGCUCCGACCGCUAAAAAGGAAACCGAAUCUCCAAAAAAAUAUGGUGAUAUUAGAGCUCUCUUCAGCGCUUCAACAAAAUCAACAACGUCUUAUACGAAAUCUAUAAAUGAUCUAGGUUUACAGAACAGUGGAAGUCUUCCAACUCGCUUGAUCAGUUUACUUGUUGACCUAAGCUUAGAUAACACAAAGCCAGAUAAAGUCUGCUAUGUUUGCAAGAACAUUGGCGACUGCACCGACAUACAACAUUUAAGAGCACAAAAGAAAUCUUCAAAUACCAUUAAGCAAACACUAUCAGAUAUAAAGCUACCUGAUAUAGAUCUAAUUGAAUAUUUUGAUACGGACACUGUGUUGGCAUGUUCUAAAAAGGCAAAAGACGAAGAAGUUGAGGCAGUAACUAAUAAUUUCGACUUGGAGGCAGAUUUUCUGUCUGAUAAUGAGCCUGAACAACCUUUUAAGGAGGCCAACGAACAGAACAAUACUGCAGUGUCUGAUAAUUUUGAUAUCGGUGAUAUUGCCGAUAUAUUCGCUGAAAGUAGUCCAGAAGAAGCUAUAGAAAAGGAAAUAACCAAAGUAGUACCUGAGGAAAAAGAAACUAAUGAUGCAUUAGGUUUCUUCGGCCUAGAUAGUAUCGAUGACAUAUUUGCUGACGACGUAAUAGAUGACACACCUCCAGAACUAACAGCUAUACCCACCAAAAGCAAUAAUACCCAGAAAACAAAAUCCCAAAAAGCUCCCAAUCCAGAAAAUCCUUUAAGUCCGUCCAUUUUGUCUGGUAGACCGAAAGCCAAAGAUAUUCCUACCUCGCCUAUACUCUGCAGCCAACCUCGUAAACUAUCUUUGUCUACGAAGAAAGAUCGAGCGAAAUGCUCAACACCGUUUAGCAGAAAGCAGUUGAUACCAGAAACGUCAAAUAAUAGUGAUGGAGCUUUAAAACAAAGAAGCGUAAUGAAGGACAGUUUAGUUGAUACAAGUAAUAAGAGUCUAAUGACGAUAACACAAUUAGUGGAUAUGAUUAAUACAACAGAUAGUAACACAUCAACUGCAAAUAAAAAUAAAGUUCCAGAGCGAGUAGCAAUAAAAGAAAGAAGUGUUUCACCAAUCCUUCUAACUCAAGCAGAAAAAAGGAAAACUUCAUAUUAUAAUGAAACGACAAAUUCCGUAGCGUCAACAUCACACGGAAACUUAAGGUGUAGUCUUACUAUACUCGAUAGCGACAGCGAUUCAAACGAUACCCAAAUAUAUGACGUAACAAAACACUUCGACAACGCUGGAUUCAUUAAUAUAACCUCAAAUAGUAAUAAAAGUCCAAUGACUAAUAAGAGAAAGCUAGAUUCAAGUGAUACUGUAACAUCUUCACCAUAUUUCAAUAAGAAACCAAAGCUAGAAAGUCAAAAUGAUAAAAGAAUGACAUUACAAGAAAAAGUGCUAGCAGCUAUUUCGUCGAGUAAAUUGAACAAGAACAACGACAGUGAUAAGACAGUUUUUAAUGUUGUUGUUUCACCACCUCGCAUGCUGUCACAAAAGGAAAAUAUGAACCCACAUUUCAAUGGUGCAAAGGAAGAUGAUGAUGACAAAAAUAAUAAGUUAAGCGCAUUACAAAUGUUUAGACGCGACAACAAACUAAAAAUUGAUAAAAGUAAAUUUGACGCUAUAUUUAAGAAGAGUCCUAAGAAAGCUGAAUUGACGCAGAAACGCAAACUAACGUUUGAUGACAGUGAUGAUGAUUUUAUUUGUGACGAGAAGAGCUUUUCUGUCGCUAAACGGUCGCCUUGCCAAGAUGCUAACGGAUCAACAACUUAUCGUAAAGUUCGGAAAAAGAAAAAAAAGAAGACCGGUCACGAGUUCUUGGAGUUAGAAGCUGAACUAUCGGACGACGAAGGUCACAGCGGUGAUGAGCUGUCAGACGAGAGCGUCGGCAGCAUCAUAGACUUCAUCUGCGACGAUAACGUCACGCACCACGAAGACAUACAGGCCGUCUACUUGAAGUCUAUCAAGAGCCCCAUUAGAGGCGGAGGCUUUAAAAUACCUGACCUACCGUCAAGGUUCAGGAAAGAAGACGUGUUGUCACAGUACGUUGAGGAUGACACCUAUGAAAUGGAUAGCUUUUGUGUCGACUCCCACAUCGGUUUCACACAAGUUAAUGAAGUAUCGGAACUGGAGCUAGCAGAAUUGGUGUUAGAGGAAGAGAGGAAGGCCAAGAAGAAGUCCAGAAGAAUAUGUAGUCAAGAAGACAGCCCUGUGGCUGUGAAAAAACAUAAACCUAAGAGGAGGUUAAUACACAGUGAUUCUGAUGAUAGCGGGUGAACGUGAUGAUGAGGGUCAACCUUCACUGGUUUAUGUAAUGCAAGGAUCGAACCUUACGAUCCAACCAAGGAGCAAUUAGUAAGAGGUCUUAUAACAAAGAGUUAUGAUUCAUAAGUCAUUUAUAAAGUAGCCAGUCACCAUAUCUCCUAUGCUAGCUGUUGUCUCUAUUAGUCUCUGUUAUCCCUUUCUCACUAGUACAAUAAGUUUAUGGUAAAUCGCUAUAGUCGGCGAUUAGCGAUGUUUCUUUUGAUUAGCCAAAGCCUGAUCAAAAGAUAGUUCAAAUCGCAACAUUUUUCAGACUGAAUAAAGGACAUUUCGAACUACA
This is a messenger RNA of Trichoplusia ni (cabbage looper), 5023 nucleotides long. RefSeq names its product Fanconi anemia group M protein (gene Fancm). Gene Ontology annotation, molecular function: four-way junction helicase activity; ATP binding; four-way junction DNA binding. Bases 1 to 4698 code for a protein of 1565 amino acids. The transcript has 18 exons. Lineage: Eukaryota; Metazoa; Arthropoda; Insecta; Lepidoptera; Noctuidae. Gene Ontology annotation, biological process: double-strand break repair via synthesis-dependent strand annealing; replication fork reversal; interstrand cross-link repair. The record is from RefSeq and is a predicted model, not a curated record.